Messenger RNA from Theileria parva strain Muguga, 1116 nucleotides. Its product is annotated as putative blood-stage antigen. NCBI's taxonomy places the organism in Eukaryota, Apicomplexa, Aconoidasida, Piroplasmida, Theileriidae. The coding region runs from base 62 to 1114 and encodes 350 amino acids. The record is from RefSeq and is a predicted model, not a curated record. The transcript is spliced from 13 exons.
UAACAUAAUUUAAAUUUUUUAAUAUAUUUCAAUUUUUAAAAAUUUAUUGCCUUUUAAAAAAAUGUAUAAAAUAAUUUUAAGGGUGAUUUUUCUUCUUUUUUACAUUGGCUACACUGUGGUGAAUGUUUUCGGGUUCUGGGAAACUGAUUUCGUAAAGGAUUCGAAGAGUAUGCCAUCUAUUGAAAUUAAACUCGCUCCUCCUGAAAAUCCACUGCCUCAAGUUGAGGAGGAAAUAAAGUUACUGGAGUCAAAUCGCAUUGAACUUGAAGAGGGUAUGAUGUCAAGACUUGAGCAGGAGUAUAAUAAUGCCCUUAUGAACUCUAAAGAGAAGAUAAAAACAGUCAUAAACGAUAGCCUGUCUGUUUUUGAUAAUAAGGAAUUAAUUGCGGAGUUAUUAUCCAAAUACGCUCAUCAAGAUCAUAAAUCCAAAAAUGUUGGAGGAGUGUCAUUUCUACAAACUGAUGAAGCUUAUGUUCCAAGCUCAGUUAGGGUCAUGAUGUCCGAAGUUGAGCCUCCAGAUCCUUCAAUAAAGGAGAAAAUGGACCAAAUUGAGCAAGCGAGAAAUGAUGAGGAAAUCCAAGAGUUUUAUCAAGAGUCUAGGGAAUUUGAACAACUAACUCAAGUUACGCUAAUUGAACUUCAGAAGGUGCUACAACUACAACUUAACCCUUACCUAAUCGAGACGGAAAAACUGAAAACCGCGUUUCAACACUUUGAUCAGGGGAAUGUGUACAAUGUGAAUCAUGGAAAUUACGCCAAUCCUGUAUCAUUUCUUCAAACCCAAGCCUCAGACUUAUCUGAAAUACGUCAAUUAAAUGUAAAAAUCGGACAGUCUGACACACCAUAUCCAACUGUUGAGGAUUAUGUAAUGAAUAUGGAGAAGAAACGAGACGUUUCUGAGAAAUUAGCGAGGAAUAAAAUCUUAAAUAUGUACUUGAACUUGAUGAAGGCUCAACAUGAGAUGAUCGCAGAUGAGUUACACCAAGCUGUCAGCAGGGUAAUAUCCCAAUACAGCGGAAUAGUAGAAGAAGCAAAUAAAGGAACAUUUAACAAAUCAUCACCAAAACAAGAAAUGAAUAAUAAAAACAAUGAAACUCAAAAAUCUACGACAUAAUA